Molecule: messenger RNA, 728 nt
Organism: Eleginops maclovinus (Patagonian blennie)
Lineage: Eukaryota; Metazoa; Chordata; Actinopteri; Perciformes; Eleginopidae
Product: lipopolysaccharide-induced tumor necrosis factor-alpha factor homolog
Exons: 4
Coding region: 99-581 (160 amino acids)
Cellular component (GO): cytoplasmic side of late endosome membrane; nucleus; cytoplasmic side of lysosomal membrane
Molecular function (GO): zinc ion binding
Source: RefSeq, a predicted model, not a curated record
UCAAUCAGCACCCCUCGUUCGCAGCUGGUACACCUUCACAUGAACUGCAGCUGACUGCAUCACCAAAACACAUCAGAUUCUUAUUCACACAUUUCUAAAUGGAGUCAUUAUCAAAAGCAGAUGAGCCGUUUCCUACUCCUCCACCCUACUUCUUACCAGAUGAAAGUCAAACAGGGCGAGAUGCGAGGAUCUACCAUAUUCACUCACCUUUCAGCCCUCUACCACCGCCUUGCUUCUCUUUUUCUCCUGGAGUUGACUGCUCCACCGAAACUCACCCAACUCUAACUGUGUCCCCUGCCCCUGUAUUUACUCCCAGGCUGAAGUUUGUGAGCUAUGAGACGGAGCUGUGUUGCUCUCCGGGUCUGACGACAUGCAUUUCCUGUCAGACGAGGGUCACCACGCAGGUCAUCUACAAAGUCGGGAGGCACGCGUGGCUCAUGUCUCUUGUGUUUGUGCUAUGCUUCUUGGUGCUUGGAUGCUGUCUGAUUCCAUUUUUCGUCAACCAUUUCAAGGAUGCCUAUCACACUUGUCCUCGCUGUUACAGGGUCCUCCAUGUACACAGGAGGUCAUGCUGUGAAUGAAAACACACGCAAUUCACUACCAAGAAGUUCAAUUAUAAUAUGUGUAUUUGUCAGUCAGGAUAACUUCAAAUAAAUAUAUUCAUAUGUGUAAAUUGUAAGAAGAUAAUACUUUCAGUCAUGUAUAAUUUAGAUAUUAUUUACAUUUAA